AUGUGGCGGGCGGCGCGCGCGGACCCCGUCGCGGCGCCCAGCGGCGCCGCGCUGCAGCAGUGGGCCCAGAACAACAGCAUCGAGCUCGACGCAGCCUGCUCCAUCGACGAGGCUACGGUUGCGGGCCUCCCUCUCUGUCUCCGGGCCUCAGGCGCGAUCAAACGGGGCACCGUCGUCGUGACCGUGCCCGAGGACGCCUGGCUGAAGGCCCCUGCAUCCUCCGGGGACCUCCCUCCGUGGGCCGCGCUCGCCCUCGAGCUCGCACGCGGCCGCGGGGACCCAACCGGCGCCGCGGCGUUCCUCCCAGAGACCCCCGCGUCGCCCCUCGGGUGGCCCGCGGAGGACCUCGAGCUCCUGCAGGGCUCCCAGGCGGCGUCCACCCUGGCGAACUACCGCGCGGCGGUGCUCGAGCGGCUCCCGAGCGAUGCUGGUGUGUCGCAGGAGGACUGCCUGUGGGCCGUGGCGACGGUGCGGGAACGCAUGCACGAGCCCCUGAUCGGGUCGGAGCUGGCCGUGGUGCCGGUGGCGGACCUCGUGGCGCACUCGCGCCGUCCGAACGUGAAGUGGGAGAUUCGCGCGACGGGGUUGUUUGGGCAGGGUCCGCGGAACCUCUGUGUGGUUGCGACGCGCGACGUGGCGCCGGGAGAGGAGCUGAGCCUCGACUACGGGCCCGAGAAGCUCGAGGGGCAGAUCGCGCUGGACCACGGGGCGUAUGACGCGGUCGCGGGGCGCGCGGGGGUGUCGCUGACGCUCGAGCUGCCCGGCGACGACAAGAUGUUCGACGACAAGAUCGACACGCUCGAAAUCAACGGCUUCGACCAGGCCGUGGCGUUCGAGCUGCUCCCCCGCCAGCCGCCGAGCGAGGACAUGCUCGCCUUCCUCCGCCUUGUCUCGCUCUCCGGCCCCGACGCCUUCCUGAUGGAGCCCAUCUUCCGUAAUGAGGCGUGGGCGCACAUGUCGCUGCCAGUCAGCGAAGAGAACGAGGCCGCGGUGUGCGAGGCCAUGGGCGCCGCGCUGGACGCGGCGCUCGAGGGGAUCGGCUCGACGCCCGACGAGGAGUCGGCGAUCAUCCGCGCUACGGGCGGGCGCGGGCGGGCUGGACUCGCCGCGGCGAUUCGGCUCGGAGAGCUGGAGGCGCUGGGGUCCGCGCGGCGCUGGUUCGCGACGCGCGCGACGGAGGAGGUGCUCGGGCAGCUGGAGUACUACGCGGAGCGGCGGCUGAAGCGGCUGGGGUUGAUGGAUAAGGAGGGCAACAACACAGAGUAG
Messenger RNA from Pedinophyceae sp. YPF-701, 1266 nucleotides. NCBI's taxonomy places the organism in Eukaryota, Viridiplantae, Chlorophyta, Pedinophyceae. The record is from the annotation of a GenBank genome assembly.